GCGGCCCUGCGCGCAGUGAGGCAGUGGCGGGGGAAGGCACCGGUGGGGCCGACAGGCGGGCUGAGGAGGGAAGCGGGCGAGCGAAGUCCCAGUGCGCGCCGCGGCGGUCCGGGUACCCUCCCCUUCCGGGCGUGAGUCGCUGAGAGGAAAGCCGAGCGGAGCCGACUGGCAUCGGCAGCGAGGUGCUUCUCGGGUCGCUCCAGACCGGCCUCCCGCGGCUUCGGCGCUCCUCCAGUCGCGGGGCCCGGCUUCCUCAACACACCGAGCUCCAGCCACCGUCAGAGCUCGUCUCGGUCCUUCGAAGCCCCGGCGGCAGCCCGGGCUCUUGGCGGGGAGGAUGACGGAGCUGCAGUCGGCGCUGCUACUGCGAAGACAGCUGGCAGAACUCAACAAAAACCCAGUGGAAGGCUUUUCAGCAGGUUUAAUAGACGACAAUGAUCUCUAUCGAUGGGAAGUCCUUAUUAUUGGUCCUCCAGAUACACUUUAUGAAGGUGGUGUUUUUAAGGCUCAUCUCACUUUCCCAAAAGAUUAUCCCCUCCGGCCUCCUAAAAUGAAAUUCAUUACAGAGAUUUGGCACCCAAAUGUUGAUAAAAAUGGUGAUGUUUGCAUUUCUAUUCUUCAUGAGCCUGGGGAAGAUAAAUAUGGUUAUGAGAAGCCAGAGGAGCGCUGGUUGCCUAUCCAUACUGUGGAAACCAUCAUGAUUAGUGUCAUUUCUAUGCUGGCAGAUCCUAAUGGUGACUCACCUGCGAAUGUAGAUGCUGCGAAAGAAUGGAGGGAAGACAGAAAUGGAGAAUUUAAAAGGAAAGUUGCUCGCUGUGUAAGAAAAAGCCAAGAAACUGCUUUUGAGUGAUGUUUAUUCAAUAACUAGUAACUUCACUUAUUUCAGGGUCUCCAAUUGAGAAACAUGGCACUGUUUUUCCUGCACUCUACCCACCUAUUGCUGGACUUCUGUUGUAACAAGUUGGCAAACUCUGGCUGGAACUGGGCUGCAAUAAAACAUGCCAGUCAUUGAUGCUGACAAGAGCCUAACAAGUGCCAACUUACAGAUGAUUACGCAUUUUGAAUUCUAAUGAACUGUUUUAACCUUCAGGAAGAAUUGUAAAGACCUGUACAUAGCACAACAUGAUCCGGAUAAUAUAUAUACUCUUCAUGUACAUCCACAAACACACCUUGUACCAAAUAAUGCUUUCUUGUAGUAGAAUAAGAAUCGUGUAAAUUCUAAAAGACUUUAGCAGGUUUUCUUUUCCCAUUCAUUGUUUCUUAUCAGUUCAAAAAGAUUCCUUUAAAGCAUGUCAGGUGAAAACCAAUAAGGAGUAAACGUUUCCAUAUAAUUUCCUUUAAACCAUUGAGUCUUCAUUACAUUUUUUCCAUUUACUAAUAUUUUGUAUUUCUUUGUUUUAACACACUCCCCUUUCCUUUUAUCUCUUCUAUCUGCCAGAAAAUUCUCAAAUCAUUUAGUUAAAAUACUGAAAUACUAGUAAAUUACUUGAUUUUUUCACGAUGACUUUAGAGGUGGGGUCAUCACUAGGUGCUUUGUCCUUUUUGUACUCUGAUUCACCCAUCUCCUGGAUUGGAUGUAGCAAUAACAUUUUCUGGCUGUUGAGAGCUCUUGAUCCUAGUCCUUAUCUCCUGAGAACUUUAAAAGAAAAAAAAAUGCAAAGUCUGUUCUAAGUUCAACUUAGUGAAAUUUAUUCCAAAUAAUACAAAAAUCCUGUGGGUUUUAUUUUUGCCCUUACAUGCCUAAUAUUAAGCUUGGAUGAAUAUAGCAUGUGCAGCUACAGGCUUUCUACAUCUGGGAUUGCAAUUUAAAAUGCUAUUUGUCCUCUUACCCUUCUCCUUAAUCCUUCAUAUUUCUUUGUUUCUUUACUGCAGAUUUUCCUCACCUAUUGUACAAAGAAAUUGCGAUGUAUAUUUUCAUGUAAUUUGAUUUUGGAAUUUUGUCACCUUAUGUAGUGAGUUCUUCCAAAAUAUAAUUUUUUUCCAAUAA
Acomys russatus (golden spiny mouse) is the source of this 1987-nucleotide messenger RNA. It is a transcript of the gene Ube2g1, whose product is annotated as ubiquitin conjugating enzyme E2 G1. Gene Ontology annotation, molecular function: ubiquitin conjugating enzyme activity. The coding region runs from base 338 to 850 and encodes 170 amino acids. Gene Ontology annotation, biological process: proteasome-mediated ubiquitin-dependent protein catabolic process; protein polyubiquitination. The record is from RefSeq and is a predicted model, not a curated record. NCBI's taxonomy places the organism in Eukaryota, Metazoa, Chordata, Mammalia, Rodentia, Muridae. The transcript has 6 exons.